GCAAGGAGGCGGGAGUUUGGGGCUGGCUCUGACAGACUCGAGGCUUGAGUUCCCAGAGUUCCUAUUGGGUCAACGCGGGAAGCGCCAAGAUGGCGGCAGCGGCGACCUGCAGCACAGGCACCAGGAGUACUGGGUCUAUGGUGGUGGCGGCUAGCAGGAACAACGUCACCAGCUUCCAGCGGAGGGGUCCUAGAACCAGCGGUACCGACAGCGGCUGCUCUCGACUGGUGUCCAUCUCGGGGACACGACCGUCGGUGCGGAAUGGACAGCUGCUGGUAUCAACCGGGCUCCCAGCCCUGGACCAGCUCCUAGGUGGCGGUUUGGCCGUUGGAACAGUUCUUCUAAUUGAAGAGGAUAAAUAUAAUAUUUAUUCUCCUUUGCUCUUCAAGUAUUUCCUGGCAGAAGGAAUUGUCACUGGACAUACUUUGUUAGUUGCAUCUGCAAAAGAAGACCCUGCUGACAUUUUACAGGAACUUCCUGCACCAUUACUUGAUGAUAAUUGUAAAAAAGAAUGUGAUGAAGACAUAUGUAAUCAUAAAACAGAAUCUAACGUUAAGAUGAAAAUAGCUUGGCGUUACCAGUUAUUGCCCAAGAUAGAGGCUAGACCGGUAUCAUCUUCAAGAUUUGGUCACUAUUAUGAUGUAUCAAAAAGGAUACCACAAGAACUAAUUGAGGCUUCAAAAUGGCAUGGAUUUUUUCUUCCAGAAAAAAUAUCAUCAACUCUUAAUGAAGACCCCUGUUCUUUGAACCAUGGCUACAUAAAGCUGCUGCAGUUUAUCCAGAACAUCAUUUAUAAGGAAGGAUUUGAUGGAUCCAAUCCCCAGAAAAAACAGAAAAACAUUUUAAGAAUAGGAAUCCAGAAUCUUGGUUCACCUUUGUGGGGAGAUGACAUUUGCUGGACAGAAAACUGUGACAGCAAUUGCAGUCUUACAAAGUUCCUCUAUAUGCUCCGUGGUCUUCUGCGAACCUCUCUUUCAGCCUGUAUCAUCACAGUGCCAACACACCUUAUCCAGAAUAAAGCAAUUAUUGCUCGUGUUACAAACUUGUCAGAUACAGUAGUUGGUCUGGAAUCAUUUAUUGGUUCUGAGAAAGAAACCAACCCAUUAUAUAAGGAUUAUCAUGGUUUGAUUCAUAUACGGCAGAUUCCUCAGCUUAAUAACUUGAUUUGUGAUGUAUCAGAUGUCAAAGACUUAGCUUUUAAAUUAAAAAGGAAGCUAUUCACCAUUGAGGGGACAUGGGUUCAAGCCCUGGUCCGGAACUACUGAAGCCCGCGAGCCUAGAGUCAGUGCUCCGCAACAAGAGAAGCCACCGCGAUGAGAAGCCCGCGCACCGCAACAAAGGGUAGCCCCAGCUCACCGCAACUAGAGGAAGCCCACGCACAACAAUGAAGACCCAACAGAGCCAAAAGUAAAUAAAUAAAUUUAUUUUUAAAAAGUAGAUAUCAUGCAUUUUAGAUGAUUUUAGAGACAAUACGGUAUAGAUGUUAUGCCUUUGUAAACAAGAUAUUUUCCCACUUUCCUACGUUCUUUCAGUUGGACUAAAAGGCACAUAACAAAAAUGUAGUCUAGCCUAGCCUAGCACCUAAUAACUCCCACAGAUGCAUAUGCAUAUUUAGAUGCAGAUAACUAAACAUAGAUUCCCCAAAACACAGAUCCUAACAACAGCCUUUCUAAUGGCACGUUGAGCUCCCUAGUGAAAUGGCUGCAGCAUCUCAAAACAGAAAGCAACAGCUAGACUUACUUGUGAAGUGACUGUGAAAAGCACUUUUCUUUCCUGACUGUGCUACAUACAGAAAUCCAUGAACCUCUGAAGUAGUCACGUGAUUUAUGGUGUAGCUGCUGGCAGCUAAGAUAGGUUAUCAAACUCUAGGUCUGCUACAGUAUUACCAUUCUCUCACUCCUACCAAGAAUUUUGUUAUUUAAGCAGGGACUGGCUGUUAGCUGUGUAGUAUUCAUUUUUGUUUUUCUGGGGAGAGCAUAGAAGGUGGGUGAAGGGGUUGAGGCAACAGGGAUGAGGCUGAUGACUGAAGAUAGUGCACUCUGUGUCUUAGUGAUUGGAAAACCUCUGGAUAGCUCUGUAGGUCACUCCAUGGCCUUCGCCAGCCUACUCAGCUGGACCCAGUUUUAAGUAAUUAAUGACGAUGGAACCAACAUGAGUGUACUCUGUACCCAUAGCAUGAUUCAAUAAAGGGCUUCUCUGUUGUAGCAGUUUCUAAAGGACUUUACAGUUGUUCUGUUACAUUGAAGUUGUAUCAGUUCUUUUUAAAAAAUGCAUGCCAUCAUUUGGGACUUUGAAGUCUUUUGUUGAAAGGGGAUUUUUGUCGUAAGGCAUUUGUUAUAAAUGGUGUUUAUUCUGUUACUGUGAAAAAUCUACACGUAACUCCUCAGAUAUGACUUUUAUUGAGCAUAUGUGAGUUAAAAGUAAUAAUUCAAUAAAACAGCCAUCACAUGAACAGUUCAUUUACUAUGCAGUUCUAAUAACAUGCUCCCAAAUGGCUUUCAUAUGAACUGAUGAUAUUCUGUUAAGUGUGGAUGAGUAAAACCCCCAAAUUAAUAAAACUAUCAUGUUGUGACAGUAGUUUUUGAUGAGAUCUCACACGCCAUGUUUUUGAUCCAUAAGCUCUAAUCCCAUUAUCGGUCAUCCAUAACAAACUCUACUACUUUAAUUAUCAAAACUUUAAAUAUGAAUUAUUAAAAAGAAAAUACCUGGAAAUGUUUAGACAUGCCAAAUAUG
Molecule: messenger RNA, 2733 nt
Organism: Physeter macrocephalus (sperm whale)
Lineage: Eukaryota; Metazoa; Chordata; Mammalia; Artiodactyla; Physeteridae
Gene: ELP4
Product: elongator acetyltransferase complex subunit 4
Exons: 10
Coding region: 90-1265 (391 amino acids)
Biological process (GO): tRNA wobble uridine modification
Cellular component (GO): elongator holoenzyme complex; transcription elongation factor complex; cytoplasm
Source: RefSeq, a predicted model, not a curated record